UUGUUAGUCACUUUUUCAACACUGGGCGUCGCUUACAGCUGGGAGAGUCUAAUUAUUUGGGGAGGGGGGAUGAAAUAAUAACAUUGGCUGUCAAGAAGUUGUUGUACUACAUCUUACUGCACCCUGUCAGGGCAGCCAGCUGUUAGGACACCGGCUUGAGUGCCUGCCGGCAUCCAGUGACAGGGCAGUAGCGGAUUGUAACCUUGCUGAAGGACGCAGCAGUAUUUAUUGACGUAUGCAAAUAGCUGAAGAGAUGGGCGGGGCCUACAGAUAACAGGAACCAGAAUCAGGCUGAAAGAGCAGCCUCAGAGCUCAGAGUUCCGGUACAGGAGCAAAGAGACGUGGCGGAGUAGCAACGCUAUAUGCUCCGCUGCUAAACACGUCUCUUAUUUAUACCGGGACGGGCACACUAGUCUUCAGUAGCGGGAGGUACCUGCUGAGGCGCUCUGUGUUCUGCUUCUAUUUCCUACUCCCUCCCCUCCCAGCCGGUAGUGUAUUGGCUGACAUGUUCCUUGGGGGUGUACUAGGACUUUGCAUUGCCGUCAGUUUGUAGCAGCAGGUGAUUGUGAGAAUCGUAACCCACGUCUGACCUUCUCCUGUUUCAUUGGCGCAAACCAUGCAGGAUGAUUUACUGAUGGACAAAAACAAAGCUCAGCAGCAGCCUCAGCAGUCUCUGUCCUCCCAAACUCAGCAGCAGCAGCAGCAAAAGGAAGCUCCCUCUAUAGCAGAGCCCUCCAGCAGCAGAGAAAGCAGCCCCCCUACGCACAAGGAGAAGAUGGAGAUGGAGUCCCCCUUACUGCCUGGUCUGAGCUUUCAACAUGAGCCCCCCAGCACCUCAUCUCUGUCCCCUUCUAUUGGCAGCACCUGGUCUACUGGAGGCACUAACCGCGCUGUUGAUGACAGCUUCUUCCCAGGGGUUACGCCAGUGAAUGGGACCAUGUUGUUCCAGAACUUUUCCCAUCAUCAUCAUCAUGUUAACCCAGUAUUUGGGGGCACCUUCUCUCCUCAGCUGGGCUUGGCUCAUCAAACACAACAGAGGCGAUCCCCUGCCAGCCCCAACAACCACACAGCAUACACCCAGCGUAAUGCCUACAGCCAUCAGCCCAUCCUGACCAACAAGCCCUCGUCCUCCCCCAACUCCUCAUCACCUUCCCCAUCCAACUGGAAUAACCAGCAAAAUGCUGCCUGGAAUAGCCCUUCUAACCCGUGGGGGGCACUGCAACCUGGGAGGGACCCACGCAGGGCUGUAGGGGUUGGAGUAGGAGUGGCUGUUGGGGUCCCAUCUCCACUGAACCCCAUCUCCCCGCUGAAAAAAACUUUCUCCAGCAAUGUGAUCGCACCCCCUAAAUUCCCAAGAGCAUCUCCUUUAACCCCCAAAUCCUGGGUGGAAGACAACGCGUUCAGGACAGAUAAUGGCAAUACCCUAUUGCCCCUACAGGACCGGAAUAGGCCCUAUGACUCUUUUAACUUGCACACUUUGGAGAAUUCCUUAAUGGAUAUGAUAAGGACUGAUCAUGAACCUCUGAAAGCUCGAAUGGGGCUAAAUUUCCACCAUCCAGGAACAGAUAACAUUAUGGCACUUAACACCAGGAGCUAUGGUCGGAGACGAGGUCGAUCAUCGCUCUUUCCGUUUGAAGAUGGAUUCCUUGGAGAUAGCCACGGUGACCAGUCUUUAUCGCCAGGCCUGAGUUCUCCAACGCAUUGUCAGAACGGCGAACGGAUAGAACGCUAUUCUAGGAAGGUGUUCGUGGGAGGCCUGCCUCCUGACAUAGAUGAAGAUGAAAUCACCGCAAGCUUCCGUAGGUUUGGACCGCUGGUGGUGGACUGGCCUCACAAAGCUGAAAGCAAAUCUUAUUUUCCCCCAAAAGGUUAUGCCUUUCUGCUCUUCCAAGACGAAAGCUCUGUGCAGGCUCUGAUAGAUGCUUGUUUAGAGGAAGAUGGAAAGCUUUAUCUGUGUGUGUCCAGCCCAACCAUCAAGGAUAAACCAGUUCAAAUUCGACCCUGGAACUUGAGUGACAGUGACUUUGUCAUGGAUGGUUCUCAACCACUUGACCCAAGGAAAACUAUAUUUGUAGGUGGUGUUCCAAGACCCCUACGAGCUGUUGAACUGGCAAUGAUAAUGGAUCGCUUGUAUGGGGGAGUGUGCUACGCUGGCAUCGAUACAGACCCAGAACUGAAAUACCCCAAGGGCGCUGGCCGGGUGGCAUUCUCCAAUCAGCAGAGCUACAUUGCUGCUAUCAGCGCUCGCUUUGUCCAGCUCCAGCACAAUGACAUAGACAAGAGGGUGGAAGUGAAGCCAUAUGUGCUGGAUGAUCAGAUGUGCGACGAAUGCCAGGGCACACGCUGCAGUGGAAAGUUUGCUCCAUUCUUCUGUGCCAACGUGACCUGCCUGCAGUAUUACUGUGAGUUCUGCUGGGCGAGCAUCCACUCCCGGGCUGGCAGGGAAUUCCACAAACCACUGGUGAAAGAGGGAGGAGAUCGCCCGCGCCACGUCCCUUUCCGCUGGAGCUGAGCACCUCGUCCGACCUCGGCACAAACCCACAUGAGAGUGGGGGACGAGGGCAGAAAGUAUUGUGGGUUUUUUUUUUGACGGAUGUAAAGAAAAAUGGUUCCCUUUUAGGUUAUCUUUUAUUAUAUAUAUUAUUUACAGUCGCUUUACUGAACCGAGUGU
Xenopus laevis (African clawed frog) is the source of this 2671-nucleotide messenger RNA. It is a transcript of the gene cpeb3.S, whose product is annotated as cytoplasmic polyadenylation element-binding protein 3. Gene Ontology annotation, molecular function: RNA binding; translation regulator activity; ribosome binding. The record is from RefSeq and is a predicted model, not a curated record. Bases 617 to 2512 code for a protein of 631 amino acids. Gene Ontology annotation, cellular component: synapse; cytoplasm; nucleus. The transcript is spliced from 10 exons. Lineage: Eukaryota; Metazoa; Chordata; Amphibia; Anura; Pipidae. Gene Ontology annotation, biological process: negative regulation of cytoplasmic translation; translation; regulation of translation.